Messenger RNA from Lentinula edodes (shiitake mushroom), 282 nucleotides. RefSeq lists its product as uncharacterized. The record is from RefSeq and is a predicted model, not a curated record. The transcript is spliced from 3 exons. Lineage: Eukaryota; Fungi; Basidiomycota; Agaricomycetes; Agaricales; Omphalotaceae. The annotation marks the transcript as partial.
AAAAUUCCGAAGCCCCGGGGUGAAGUUAGUAGACCUGGGCGGGGGGGUUAUAAUUUACGGGUGGAACUCAAAUGGUCAACGGAUCGUUUCGAUAAAGUGAAGGCUUACAUCGAUAAACUCGUUCAAGCUCACCUGGAUUGCACGGAACCUCUCACCAGACAACUUGCGUCAAAGGUAGAGGAGGUACGAUCGAUGGCUGUAAAAAAAUUCCAAUUUCUUGAUGACUAUCGCGAUCAUUGGGCGGUGGAUGAUUUCAUCAGAUGUCAUCUGAAGUACCGCAAG